Molecule: messenger RNA, 2919 nt
Organism: Liolophura sinensis
Lineage: Eukaryota; Metazoa; Mollusca; Polyplacophora; Chitonida; Chitonidae
Product: receptor-type tyrosine-protein phosphatase alpha-like
Exons: 24
Coding region: 1-2919 (972 amino acids)
Biological process (GO): protein dephosphorylation
Molecular function (GO): protein tyrosine phosphatase activity
Source: RefSeq, a predicted model, not a curated record
AUGAUUGUGAUGUUUGAAAAUUCCAUAGUUCAUAGCAUUGAACAUAUUGACAAAACUGGUGUACAGAGGAGGUUUCAGCGAAACCUACAGACAGGCGGCGCUACGCAGUCUGAACCAAACAGUGCUGCAGCCCAGGAGAGAUCCGCUCCGUCGGAAGUUGAAGAAGGAAAUGAAAUACCCGAGCCAGAACGGAUGUAUGAUGCAUGGAACCAGAAUUCGGUAGAAGAACACCCUUAUGAAACCAUUCGCGGUAACCGUCUUAACGGUUUUAAGCUGUCCGUGGGAAACUCCUCCCGGAAUUACACAGUGUGUUACCAGGACACCACCACAAACUACACCGGCCCAGUGGACAUUAUUGAUGGAUCUUGUAACACCAGCAGCCCGGUAUUAGGAGACACAGUGAAGAUUAUGAUCAACAAUUCCUGGCCACUCACCCUGUGUGAAGUACAGAUAUUCGUGUGCACACCCGGGACAUACGGGCCGGACUGUGGGAAGAGAUGUGGGAACUGUGGUGAGAGACCGUCUGUCUGUGACACAAUAUCCGGGCUCUGUCCACAGAGAACACCGAGGUGCAUGCCGGGAUACCGCACUGAGAAAUGUGAUGAAGUGUGCACACCCGGGACAUACGGACCAGACUGUGGGGAGAGAUGUGGGAACUGUGGUGAGGGACCGUCUGUCUGUGACAUAACAUCCGGGCAUUGUCCACAGAGAACACCAAGGUGCAUGCCGGGAUACCGCACUGAGAAAUGUGAUGAAGAAUGCAGUAACAACACGUGGGGAGUUAACUGCUCAAAGUCUUGUGGACAAUGUUACAACAAUAGCCAAUGUAACACAACAACUGGGGAUUGCCUUAUAGAUGCGCGGAAUCCCCGAUGUGACCCAGGGUAUUCCGGAAGGGACUGUGUGGCACAAGCAAAAGCGUCUGCAGAAGGUGGUGUUAACCCUGCCUACAUAGGAGGUGGUGUGGCUGGAGCUGUCGCUUUAAUCAUCAUAGUGGCAGUUGCUGUCAUUAUCAUAUUUAGGAGACGGCGUAAAGCGCACUGUAAAUAUGAUGGCCGGGAAGAAAUAGAAGUGGACAGGCAGCCACAGAAUAACAUAGCGUUUCAGGAAGACAGCGACGAUCAGGAAGACAACUCACAGGGUGACGUUAAUCCAUACGUUAACGCCGACGUCGUCCCGACCGAAGUGUCUGUGAGCGAAUUCCCAGACUACGGUGCGAGGAAGAAAGCAGCGAAUGGCUUCAAGAAAGAAUUCGAAAAAUUCCCCGUUGGUUUGCACGCGAAGCAUGACGCGGCUGACAAACCUGAGAAUAAAGCGAAAAGCCGCUAUCGAAGCCUCGUGGCGUACGACCAUUCCAGGGUGUUGUUAUCUGUGACAGACGGCCAGGCUACUGACUACAUCAAUGCCUGCUACAUAAAUGGUUACAACGAACCGAAGAAAUACAUCGCAUCUCAAGGUCCUAAUGACGUCAUCCUACACGAUUUUCUGCGCAUGAUCUGGGAACAGAAGUCUGGAAAGAUUAUCAUGGUGACCAACUUAAUGGAGACAACAAAGACCAAGUGCUGCCAAUACUGGCCUGACGAAGGAUCAGAGAGUUUUGGCCUGAUUACUGUGACACUACUGAAUGAGGAGUUUUACGGGGAGUUUAUCGUGAGAACUCUGCUCCUGACUCACAACCAGACAAAGACGGAAAGCCACACGGUCAAGCAGUUCCACUUUACGGCCUGGCCUGAUCACGGAGCCCCUGCUCAACCUACUGGGUUACUGGAUUUUCGGGACAAAGUUAACGCUUAUCAGACGCAGCUUAACGGACCAAUCGUCGUGCACUGCAGCGCUGGUGUGGGUCGCACGGGAACAUACAUAGCUCUGGAUUAUCUGAUCUCCCAGGCUCAAGACGAGGGGGUGGUGGAUGUGCCGGCCUGUGUGAGACAGCUCCGGGAACAGCGAGUUAACAUGGUCCAGGCAUUGGAGCAAUACAUAUUCCUUCACGAAGCCCUCGCCGAGGCUUUUGUUCUUGGGAGUAGCUAUAUUGGCGAGGCGGAAUUCCACCGUGUCUUUGCCGAGCUGUGUGCUCCUGACCCAGAGACCGGCAUGACCAAGAUGGCAGAACAGUUCCAGUGUCUACAGCGGCUGACAUCUCCUCUGACCGAAGGCGUGCUUACCACAGCCCGUCAUCCGGACAAUGUCAUCAAAAACAGAUCAAGCCGAAUCUUGGCAGCGGACAUAUGCAGACCGUACCUGUCCACGCCGGUACCUGAGGGCAACAACUACAUCAAUGCCGUGUUCUUACCAACGUUCAGAUCGAAGAAGGGUUUCAUUGUCACCCAGACUCCUCUACCCAACACAGUCCUGGAUUUCUGGCGCCUGGUGUAUGACCACGGCAUAAGUGUUAUCGUCAUGAUAGACGUUGUCAAGCCACGUGAUACGGAUGUUGGAGUAUACUGGCCAAAAGAAGAGACUCAGUUCGACCCCUUUGUUGUGAAAAUUCAGGGCAAAGUGGAGCGCGAGGGCUUCUCCGUAUGGACCUACCAUUUGGCUCACAAGGAGACGCAGAAUGCAGCGCAUCAUAUCAAGCAGUUCCGAUGUAAGUUCUGGCCAGGUGUAAAUGUACCAGACCCCUCCUCGAUACCAUCUCUACUGGCUAUCAUAAACGAAGCGACCAAAUGGCAACAGAAAACGGGCAACGAACCUGUUCUGGUGCAUUGUAGAGACGGUGUGACAAAAUGCGGUGUGUUCUGUGUGGCUGCGUCGGUGAUUGAGAGACUGAAGGUGGACCAGCAAGUGAACAUCGUCCACACGGUGAAACAGAUGAGGGCCAAUAGACCGGAGGUUUUCACUGACCUGGAGCAGUUCCAUUUCGUACACCAAGUGGCCAAGGUGUAUCUGGAGACGGCGCACACAUAUGAGAACCUGGAGUGA